UCUUCAAUGAGUGUAUCGGUUGAUACCAUGCAUUUAUUUGAGUGUCAUCGCGGCAGUAUGUAAUUUUUAACUGGUGUUCAGACGAAAGAUUAAAAUAACGCUUUUAUUUUCAUCGCGUAUUAAGUCGUGCAUUAGAUGCAAUACAGCUGGCGGGAAUUACAAGUUACAUGGACUAUACAUAAGUAAAAAUAGCUUUACCUUUAGUAGGUUUAGAUUUAGAUAGCAACGGACAGGAGUCCAGACUGUUAUGGAAUUUUUAUAUGUGCACGUAGACAUUAAUACAAUUUCACGAACAAGUAUGUGUUAUUUGUAUCAGUGGAACAUUCCGGUGUAAUAAUCAUGUUUAGUGGAAAUAAUAUGCACCAUCAAAUGAUUAUACCGUGAAAAUGCGGGAUAGGAGGGGAUUUGAUAGCUGGAUAUUUGCUUCGAACGAUAUUUAAUUGUGGCAAGUCUUCACGGACGCUUGUGCCACUAUUGCAGCGUCAGAAAGAUGAAUGUCGCGGUACCGGAUGUUCGAGAGUGCACCCGGCGAUUUGUCGCGUUCCGGAUAUGCUCCCCAGCUCUCUGCGUCGCUCUCAAUGACACAUGUCCCUGUUCACAAAGCAGCGACUUCCGGUGCGCAAACUCUCUGUGCAUAUCACCGCACUUCCGAUGUGACGGGAAACCAGACUGUUCCGGGGGCGAGGACGAGGUCGCGUGUCCGAGCAUGGGUCACUUGGUGUCCGAACAACCAGAGGAAAAUUCGAUGGCUGUGAUCGUCACCCUAGCAACCAUAUGCGCUCUUUUCUGCAUCGUCAUCCUCGUCAUGGUUGCUAGGUUCGUCAUUAAAAAGCGGAAGGCGGACACCUCAACAGACUACAAGUCAGGAUGCACGGAACCGUUCCGUCGGUCGUAUAUAACGGCUGAUACAAGUUCGUCAGACGAUAUCGAUAAAUCUAGUCGAAGAAUCAUUAAGUAUUAUCCAAUAGUCCCUAGCUCCAAAGAAGAUUGCGAUUUGGCACAUAGUAAGAAAGUCAGCUUAGAAAAGAUCGCAGUGGUCACAGAACGUCACACAAGCCGUGACGUCAUCGAUUGUGAAGAGAGGACAACCGAUUUAAAAGAUAGAAAUGUAGCUAUUGGUGAUAGUGUGGAAAUAAACGUACCUGAGGUAACGGGCAAAUCAACGAAAGCGGCAGGUGUUGGGAAAUACAUGUUCAAACCGAGAUUAAAAUACACUAACUGCAACGAAAUAUUGUUCAAAGACAAAAACGAGAAAGAGAAACUGUACGUUAUUAAUAGUUAUAAACACUGUGCGGGAAAAAGUAUCGUUCCGUCGACCUUGACCUUCGAUAAGGACCCGGACAAUUUUACGACAAAGUUUAACAAUGAGUUUUUGUGCUCAUCAACACCCCGGCAAGGCGCUAGACAGCUAAUGUUAUCAAAUAUCCAGAACAUAUCGACAGACAGUAUCAAUAAUAAUGUUUGAUUAGUGUUGUUAGCAAAUUUAAUAGUAAUUUUAGCAAAAAGUAUAAAUAAUAAUCUGUAUUUGUUGUGUGGAUUAAUUUUCGCGGCACAGUUGUCAUGUGAGCAUGAAAAACAUAGACUGAGAUUAAGAUGCACUGACCGUGUUGUUAAUAUUUUCAUACAUGUUUUUUAUAUAAAUUUUCUUUUCAUUAACAUUCUACAAAAAUGUCGAUGUAUCAAAUGUGCUUAAGUAAUUUAUAAGUGUAUUUGUAUUGUAAUGCUAUUGUAUGAAUUAUCUAGUCAGAUAUCUCUUUAUAAUUGAAAUAUUCGGCAUUGUGUAUAUGUAUAUAUAUAUAUAUAUGGUUUGUAAUGUCCAUGUAUAUGCGCUGCUACUUCGAUUUGCAUAAUACUCAAAUAUUGAAUAUUUAGU
Dreissena polymorpha is the source of this 1873-nucleotide messenger RNA. RefSeq lists its product as uncharacterized. The record is from RefSeq and is a predicted model, not a curated record. The transcript is spliced from 6 exons. NCBI's taxonomy places the organism in Eukaryota, Metazoa, Mollusca, Bivalvia, Myida, Dreissenidae. Gene Ontology annotation, molecular function: protein binding. The coding region runs from base 491 to 1465 and encodes 324 amino acids.